Messenger RNA from Glarea lozoyensis ATCC 20868, 336 nucleotides. RefSeq lists its product as uncharacterized. The record is from RefSeq and is a predicted model, not a curated record. The transcript has 3 exons. The coding region runs from base 1 to 336 and encodes 111 amino acids. NCBI's taxonomy places the organism in Eukaryota, Fungi, Ascomycota, Leotiomycetes, Helotiales, Helotiaceae.
AUGGAUGGCCAGUCGAGCGAUACAAGGAAGGUCACCUUUCAAACCAACUGUCACGAGCCUACCACAGCGGAGGAGAGAAAGACUGUGCACACAGUGUACAAGAAGUCUGGCAAGUCUGGACCACGACGUAGAACAAAGAAGAAGCACCAACCUCCAACCGAGGAGAAGUUGGAGAAGAGGAAAGAGCGAAAGAAAAGAAUCCGGGCCAGGAAAGUGAAGAAGGAAAGAGCGAGGGAGAACAGGAAUGAGCUGAGAGAGCAGUUGAAGGCAAAGCUGGCGAAGGUGGAAGGAAUGAUCGAGCGGAUGAAGAAGGAAAUGGAAGCUGAGCAAAAAUAG